Molecule: messenger RNA, 1015 nt
Organism: Owenia fusiformis
Lineage: Eukaryota; Metazoa; Annelida; Polychaeta; Sabellida; Oweniidae
Source: the annotation of a GenBank genome assembly
CAGAGAGGAGUCUGGGUAAUGAGUCAGCUGAUAUGAAGACAUUUAUGGCCAGUGAUGAGGAUACUGCAGAACAAAAGUCUAGGGGUUGUGCGUUGAGUCCAAUCGAACAGCCAAGACAUGACAGAGAUAAAGCAAGUCCAAUUGAACAGCCAAGACAUGCAGUAGAACAACCUACACAUCUAAGUGACAUAGUUAAUAGUCCAAUAGAAGAGAAAGUUGAUAACUGUACUUUGUUAAGUCCAAAAAAGCAGCGCCAGUUUGCAUAUCGUGAUUCCUUUAGUCCAAUAGAACAAUGUAGACGUGCACAGAUACAGACAGACCAUUAUCUGCCUCUGAUAGACAAUGUGGAAAAACUCGCCUCUCCCUGUAAAGACGUGAGCUUGUGUGGCAGUCUCACUCUUAGUCCACUUGUGGAACCAAGACUCAUCAAGAAUUCAACUCUCUUGGACGGAGGCUUUGCAAAACAAGCUAAUGAUGUAACUGACUUUUUUGAGCUGUCAAGUAUUGAAUAUAAUGAUGUCAGUGACAAGGAUGAAGAUCCAACCAUAAAUGAGGACAUUGAAGAAGUGUCAUCAAGUAGUGACAAUGCAGACGAUGCAGAUACAGAAGACAGUGAUGAUGUCGACAAUCCACAGGAUGAAUUGGUGAAAAUUAGGGCUGUUGCAGAAAGAUCUCCAGUGAGACACAUCAGCACAUUGGAUUCCAGGAGGCCACAGAAGCGAAGACGACUACAAAAGAAAAUGCCAAUAAAAUGUUCCACACAUCUUUUCCCUGAUGUAGCUCCAGACACGGAAUCUCACCAAUCUGGAAUAACACAUGGACACAGUAGAGCUGUAGCACAGUGCCUAGGUAUAAGACGUGUUAGAACCUUCACCAGCACACCAAUCAACUCACCGCCAUCCAAUAAUACAUCUUUAGAUGUCUCUGCAGUAGCCUCUCCUCAGUGUGACAGUUUUGAACUUGCAAUCAACUCUACAUCAGAGGUAAACUCGGAGGAGAUCCAUGUGGACUCAUA